Musca domestica (house fly) is the source of this 1518-nucleotide messenger RNA. Its product is annotated as serine protease inhibitor 42Dd-like. The coding region runs from base 114 to 1457 and encodes 447 amino acids. The record is from RefSeq and is a predicted model, not a curated record. The transcript is spliced from 4 exons. NCBI's taxonomy places the organism in Eukaryota, Metazoa, Arthropoda, Insecta, Diptera, Muscidae. Gene Ontology annotation, molecular function: serine-type endopeptidase inhibitor activity.
AAUAUUCAAUGAAGUUUCAGUCAGUAUACGGCAGAGAGUAAGGCAGCAAUCAGGUUUUUAAACGUAACGCAAAUCAAGAAAAUCAAAACAAAAAAUAAAACAACAAAUUUACAAUGAAAAAAGAAUGCAGCUCCGGCGUUAAUAAAGCAUGGAAAUUUUUUCUAAUUGCCACGACAAGCCUGCACUUGGUUGCCGCUCAGUGUACUUCCCCGGAAUGUAUUGCACUCCUCAGUGGUAGGAAACAAUUUGAUGACAGAGAGACAGCAGAAACAAAAUACGUUGAAAAGAUCAAGACAACCCCGGCACCGACACGAAUCUACUUCCCCAAUGAAACACAGAAUAUUAAAAUACCCUCGGACAGUUUUGAUGUCAAACUAUAUCAGCUGAUGUCGAGGACAACAAAGGAUCAAAAUCUGUGUAUUUCCCCAUUGUCGGUGCAGACAUUGUUAACAUAUCUUUCCACCGUUUCCGAGGGCAAACUACACGAUGAACUCUCCCGGUUAUUGGAUUUGCCAGAGAAUCAAACACUAGUGGCCAAAACAUAUCAGAUGUUAACCCAACUGCCAACAGAGAACACCGAUGCCAAUAAUACAAUCAUCUUUGGAAAUAAACUCUACUUUGACGAGCGUUACGGUUUUCUGAAGAGAAAUGUGCUCGAUUCUGCUCAAAGUGUGUAUGCCACCGAUCUAGAAUCUGUGGAUUUUCUAUUGCCUUCUAAGGCCGCUGAUAAAAUUAAUUCCUGGGUAUCGGAUAAAACACGACAUCUUAUCGAGAAUAUUGUCAACGCCGAUUCUUUGAAGUCCAACACUAUGGCAUUGUUGGUCAACUCGGUUUAUUUCAAAAGUGAAUGGGAGAACAAAUUUGCCCUGUACGAUACGACGAUGCGACCAUUCUUUUUAAAUCCUCGAAAAGAGAUUCAAGUGGAGACCAUGUACACUGAAGACCUUUUCCGUUAUGGUAGUUUUGAACAGCUGGGAGCGACGGUGUUAGAAAUACCCUAUAAACUCGAUGACUUCACAAUGAUGAUAAUAUUGCCCAAGGAUAUCGAUGGUUUGGCAGAGGUUGAAAGACGCUUAUCGGAAAUUAGUUUGAAACUGAUCUCAUAUCGAUUGGAGACGCGUGAAGUUAUUGCAAAAAUACCGAAAUUUAAAAUUGAAUUUGAGGCGGACAUGAUACACACAUUACAACAGUUGGGGUUGCGUUCUCUCUUUAACCGGGAUUCUCGGAUCAAUAUAUUCAAACAUCCAUCGGAACCCUUGGUUGUGGAUCAAAUGAGGCACAAGACUGUAAUAAAUGUCAACGAAGCUGGCACAGAGGCAGCAGCAACCACUUUUGCAAAAAUAGUUCCCCUGUCAAUUCCAGUGGGCUUAGUGCGGUUUACGGUUGAUCACCCCUUUAUAUUUGUUAUACGAAAUUCGAGAGCUGUAUAUUUUAUGGGACAUAUUGUCGAUUUUUAAAAAUAAAAUAAGGUGAUAUAUAUAUUUUUGAAGGAAAUAAAUACAAUUUUAAAAAUUACAA